AUGGCGGAACUGACCCGUGAGCAAGCUCGAGAGAUCGUGGAUGAGAUUAGCGAAAGGAAUGGUAUCAUCACUGACGAAGAUCGAGCCGCGACGCCGCCUGCUGUUAUAAAAGCGCUGCACAAGGUUCGCAAUCAACUUGGAAGAAUUCGGCACAGGUGGACGCCAUGCGACACACCGGAUGUUAGAAGGGACGUUGUGUUCAAGUUGAUCUCCAGCGCCUGCUGGUUGCACUACAAUUGGGCAAAGAAGCAAGCAAGAGAACCCUAUUUUUCCUUAGACGUGUCUCCGGACCGUAUGAUUAUCGACAUCAAUGACGAUGGGUGCCUAAAAAGCGACAUCGUGCGGCUUUCUGAGGGCGGUGGUUCUUCCCUUUUUGGCCGCUCCAAUGCCCUAACACACUUGUAUGGCGAAGGUCUUCUAUAUACAUUUAGGAUUGCCAGGGAAGCCCACGUACAGUCAGGUCCGUUUUCCUUCACCCUUGGACCUCGAAGUCUCGGCGACAAGCUUGGAGUUACAACCCCGGUAAACAAAGACCCGGCAUCCUUGCCCGAAGGAGUGCGCACCAGGAUAAUUCUGUACCCUGCUCUGCCGGGGGGAUUCGAUAACUUGGCUCAGGAGUUUAAGGAUAUUGCAAAUAAUGGUUUUGUGCUGCUCAAUCCUGAUGAUACUCGCCAACCUAUGUGCAAGAAGUUUGUUUUCAUUGCCCGUCUGGGAAACUAUCAAACAACACGCCGAACAUACGAAUUCCAACUGCGAGACGGUAUCCUGGAGGUCACCAAAACAGCUCCGGGCCUUUUUAUGUCGCCUUUACAAUCAACGGAGUGCUUCCUCCUAUACAAGCCAACCCUGCCGCCUUAUUCGUUCGAUAAGAUGGCGCUAUUGUUUCCCAUCGAUGAAGAUUCAAGGCCCGUCAUAGAACCUCAAAAGGCUUACCAUAUUGUUGGUCCAUUCGCUUUUCCUAUUAGAGGAGUGGGGUUCAGUUUCGUUGUUUGUGCAACUGUGACGACGUUCGACCCGGUGAAAGAUGCCGACAUCGACACUUCUACAUUAUUAAAAGAUUGUGUCAUCGAUUCCUUCUGCGAUGCCGUUUCCUUCUGUCAGAAUCACGCCAUGCCUUGUGAAUGGGUCCGGUACAUUCCCAAACAGAGCGAUGUCUCACCAGCUUGGCAUAGCACAGUUCAAGGGUUAAUUGAAAAACUCCGAAUGGCCCCUGUUUUCCAGAGUCAGGACGGUGCUCUAAAAAGCCUGUCUUCACUUCGGUACUUGUCCCCGGAGCAUUACAGCGCAGAUAACGAGCCCUUGUUCGGCGCGUCGGAUGAUGAACAUUACCUUUCUACAAAAUACAGUGCCUACCUCGAUUUUUUGAAGCCUCUAGGCCUCCAAGAGGUCUGGGGCCGUGAAGUCCUGGAAAGGCUCAAACCGAUACUGACAAAACCCUUGCGUCUGCUGCCGAGUUCCAACCUACAAAAGGAGCGGAUAUCGCUGAUCCUACGAUUGCUAAUAGGGUGGCUAAAGAGGGAUCCAAAGAAUGCCUUGGCAUUUGAGAUAAGGAACAUUCCGCUUAUUGAAUUGAGCAACGGCACUUUUGUUCGAGGCAACGACCUAAAUUUGACAAGAUGUGAAGCUGAUUUGGCUUUGGCAAACGAUGCUGUCUACUUUCCGACAGACACCAACGGCAAUGACGUUCCGAAAUGUCUUGAUAUUUUGACUGUUUCAGAUGAAGCAGCCAGGGACAACGACCAAAAUGAAUUAUACUGUCUCCUUGGGGUUCGACGUGCGAGUCCUGAACUCAUCAUGGGGGUAAUCAGCGACCACAGCCAUGCCAUCUCCUUUGUGCCGACCGCUAGGAAUCAUAUAGCUGACUAUAUGCACAUCCUAUGCUACGUCUAUGACAGCUGUGCCAAAGACGAUCGCUUGAAGACGCCCUGCCUUAUGGUUUUUGAUGAGCGCUGUCAGAGGAGACCGGUAUGCAGGACCUCUUGCCCUAGGUAUUUUCCCUGCGAUGUAUACCUCAGAACGGAGGGUGCCUACGGAACGGAAGCCAUUGCAAAAAAAUUGGACUCAGACCCUUUAUUCAGCCCACGCCUUCCUCUGUUGCACCCUACCUUUCUCUAUCCAAAUCUCAUAAGCAAAACGCACAUUGCCAAUGAUACGUGGAGAAUAUGGCUGGAACAGCAAGGGAUAAUACGGCAAGUUCCCCGCUUGACACACUGGAAAAAUCCUGAGCAGCUCUCCGAUCUAUUCAACGCAAUAAUAUCUAACCAUCCGGACAUUCUUCUUGGUAUCCUGGGAAAGUAUUGGGACGCAUACGCAACAAAGAUAAAAGAAAAACCGCUCAUUGCAUCUGCUAUCAAGGCAGCGAAAGUCCCGACGUCCAAUGGACUGGUGAGGCUUGAUGAAUGCUCCUUUCCCAUCCCCGAGUUUUGUAACCUGGUUGAGGCUGUGUCAACCACAUUGAACAUCAGCUUUUUCAAGCUACCGGGGAUCUGGAACCUGGAGAGUGAGCAGGAAUGGGGAUUUCUCCGAGAGCUUGGUGUGUCCGGUGGCGGCGACGAGACUUUUAUAAAGGUCGUUCAAGAUCGCUUGUUAUCCACCAUGACAUUGGAGGACGCCAAACCACAUUUUUUCGAAUUAUACAGGUGGAUAUCUGAGAGAGUAUUUGACGAUGACCUCUGCUGUUUUAACGAACAAGGGAGAUUUUUCCGCGACGAGCAGACUGUCUAUAUUCCCAAUACAGGUGAUGGUGCAAAGUUAGUGUUUCUUGAUCAAUGCGUUUGGCAAGGUCCCUCGUGGUUGCGGACUGUGUACGCUCUUGCGUUCCAUGAGGAAUACGGGAGCGACUUGAAAAUACGACGCCUAUUUCAAGACGGACUCCUCGUGGACGACGCGGACUGGGGAACCUAUAUGACAGAAUUGAUGCGCCUACACAGUAUUGGGGUAGGCUCGAUAGCAGAGACGCAAAGGAUAUACCAGGCUAUCAUGGAGGAUAUUGAAGAUGAGGAGGAUUGGAACAGUCUGCGGACUCAAUUUCAACGAUACGAGAUGAUAUAUGUACCAGGCUCAAAGCAGUGGUAUGCGCCUCAACAAUGCAUCUGGGCAUCAUUUUCGACCGGUGAUAAAAUCGGCAUAAGCGAUGCCUAUCCAGAUAUGGUGAGCUUCUUUGUUGAGAAGCUCCAGGUUCAGCUGCCUUCCAUACUUUGCUAUACCAGCCGUAUUCAGGACCUUUGCAAAGACAAAGGAAGUGUCGCUGAUGUUAUUGAGGCUCUGUGCCAUAUCAACAACCUCGAACCAACGAUGUCUGACUUGAAUCACCUCAAGCUUAUCAGUUUCCUGCCAAUCGAGGGCCCCGAGGAAGAGUUCUACUGGGGAUCCGUAACGUCCGAUUUCUUUAUCAUCGAUAGGGACGGCUGGCCUACGCUCUUCUAUGGAAAGGUGCCAACGGUUCAGUUUCGUCUGGAAGAAGUCCGUGAAUUAGCUCCACUCUUGAAAUCCCUGGGGCUAGAAAACCGUUUCAUUUCCGUUUGCGCAGCGAGGAAAACCAGCGUCCCAGAAAUGCCUUCGCAGACCUCAUUGCAUCUUACGACUGACUUCCGUCAAAGGGCAUCAGGUUUGUCGAGAUGCAUCGCCCACUACAACGGCGGAAAUAUGCGUGCUGCUCGCGAAUUAUACGAUACAUUUCGGAAGGCAUUAGUAUACGAAACUGGGCAUAUCGUCGGAGAAUGUACCUUGACUUCACUGUCUGGUUCCAGCACAAGCAAGGAAACAUACAGCAGACUACACAUGGAAUAUCUCAACGGCAAAUUAAGCAUCUUCGUUCCUCGUGAUGAAAAUGAAAGACUGAUAUGCUACGCGACGCAACUGCCGGAGUCUCUAGUGACUUCCCUGGAAAUCAAAGACCCCGCUGCCCAUGGCAUAUUCGCCAUAGUUCUUCAGGUACCAGUUGAGAUCGUGGAUGGUAUAUUAGGAAUCUAUGGUAUUCCCGAACUAUCCGAUCUGGACCCUGUCAGCCCAGUGAUUAUCGACGAUUCGGAAUCUGCCUAUGAGGAUGCGCUAGAGGAGGUGUUUGUACCGAGGGCUUCGAUUGCUUGGGGUGGCAAGGAUCAAUUGCUGGCGUCGGGACAGUCAGAACUUCAGCUGGUUCUACGGUCAAAGGACACGGCCAUCACGGAGUAUCGGCAUUGCAUACUCUCAGAUAGACACGAAACGACGGCCAUGGAACAUGCGGAGGGAUGA
Aspergillus fischeri NRRL 181 is the source of this 4233-nucleotide messenger RNA. RefSeq lists its product as uncharacterized. The record is from RefSeq and is a predicted model, not a curated record. The transcript has 4 exons. Bases 1 to 4233 code for a protein of 1410 amino acids. NCBI's taxonomy places the organism in Eukaryota, Fungi, Ascomycota, Eurotiomycetes, Eurotiales, Aspergillaceae.